AUGUUCACCGAACAGGCAGUCGUACAUGCAUCCCAAUCACUUACAUCUCUGACAUUAAAUACCAAUACCACACAAUCACCCAAUCAAAAUCUCACUCACCAAAGUCAAUAUCAGCCACCAAAACAACAGCAACAAGACAAAUAUAACUUUCAUUACUCUCAUCAUCACCAUCAUUCUCCUCAUCACUCUUCAUCCUCUCAGAAAAAUGCUCAGCAGCAACAUCAUCAACAGCACAAUCACAACUAUCGACGGCAAAACAAGCAAGUACAUACUCUACCCUCAUCUCUACCCACUUCUAUGGAAUCAUCAAUUUCGCGUCGAAAUUCCAUUAUAGAACAUUGUUCCUGUGGUCUUACAUUUAAAAUUGAUAAAAAUACAAAUAACAUUAUAACAUCAUCCACCUCUCUUCUAACGCUCAACACCAUAUACAAUGAGAAUCCAACAUUGAUUGACCAAACAAACAACCAAGGGUCCCUAACACAAUCGCAAAAUAUAUUGCAGGAUGCAAAACACCAUCAGCAUCAUCGUCAACACCAACCACAGCAACAACAUCAGUACAUUAAUAAAUAUAUCAAUAAUCACCAUCAUCAACAUCAUGCGCACCACUGUCACCAUCAGCAAACUACAUCGUCAGGCGGAACAGCAGCAACUGCGACCGCUCCUGUAACAAUACCACGUUACAAACCAUCCGAACCACCGGAAAUUCACACUCAUGAGUACUUCUCACAAGAAUCUCAAUCCCAAGAUCACACCACAACAAUCACAAAUACAACUGCAUCAUCCGCAUCAAUUAAUGCUUUUGCAUCCACACCACACUCACAUGGUUGUCGUCAUUCACACGUUCAUGCACAAACCGAUUUCUCAUAUGGCCAGCGAUGACAUGCUUAAGGAAUUAAACGUCUGUCUUCAAAAAACAAUAGCAAAUAAGAAGAUAUACACUUAUGAUUGUACGUAAGUAAAGGUAUAAACCUAGAUAUAAAAAGAAUAAUCUUUCUAAAUACAUAUAGUACAUCUAAAAUAUCUAAACUCAAUUGAACUAUUAAACAAAAAACAAAAUACAACAGGAUAAUAUAUAAUCAUAAAAAGUAGGAAACGUUCUAAAAAAAAAAUAGUAUAUUGCCAUUCUAUUGAUAAAGUUUACAAGUCAAAGCUCGAGCUGAUUCCUCCUAUAAUAAAAGUUUAUGGAAUUUAUAUACAUAUUUUGUAUCUAUGGAUUGGAUGGAAGUUAUUGAAACUAAAUACUUUAAAAUGCUGCAUUCAAAAUUACAACAUUUUUCUACAGACUAUAAACAUAUUGAAAACACUCUGAAGAAAGAACACAAUAAACCAAACGAUAUUAUAACGAUAUGUGAUAAUCGUUCUCGAAUCAUUAACGAUAGUAUUUACGGACUAAAGUGUAGUAGCUUUCCUUACGAUAUAAUUUUUCCAUGAAUUAUGAUAUCUUUUUCGCUUAUAAUUUCCAAAAAUAUCGAUAGUAUCUCCAUGCUAUAGAUUUUAUUCUGUAUUCUAUAGAAAUUAUUUCGAUAAAAUAAUCCGAAAUCCUGAAAGAAAAGAAAAUUUAACAAAUGUUCGCGUAUUUAUUCAAUGAAAUUAAAUUUGAUUUUAUUCAGCUUUCGUAUGUUGUUUGAAAAGUUUGCUUGCUAGUUUUACUAUUUUCCAAUAUUUUGUUUACAUUUCCAAAGCUAGUAAAAACUAGCAUGUAAUAGAACAGACUGUUAAAUUAUUUUUCUUUUUGAAGUUUUUUAAAAUUUGUAUCUUAUUGUGCAAACGUACUAACUCCACUUUAUAUGAAAAUUGAGAUUUUAAUACAAAACACUAGAAUGUUUACUUAAACAAAGUUUACAAUUAUUUUGUUGUUAUACUCUGGUAUGCUAAAUUCCAUUUUAUUUUGUAAUAAUUGCAAUAUUAUUAUAUCAGCCAAAUGGAAACAAAAACUAAUUUUUAAAAUUUUGUUUUUACUUUCCACAUAAAUAUCACUUUGGUGACGUGAUUUACAAAAUUAGGGCCUAAAACUUCCUCUAAAUCAUAUUUAAUAUGUAACCAAACUACAUUAGCAGAUUAAAAAAAUAUUAAAAAUCAAUUACAUUAGAACGUUUUUUGUGUCUCCUACAAAAAUUGUGAAAAGGGAUUUAUCACUUUUGCAUACUAAGCUAACGAAAUGUUUAUGCUUCCUUUAUUUAUUUUAUUGGAAGCAAAAUAUUUGCUGUGCAUUAUAAGAUGUACAUACCAAGCCCAUAUCGUAUAUGGCUCAUAUUGUAUCAAUCACAUAUAAUUUAUCCUAGGAUAUCUCAAAAACGGAUAUAUUUAUUUUCUUUUUUAUAAUUAUUGUAUGAAAAUUACAAGUUGGGAUUCCAAUGGGUUCUAAAGUUAUGGUAGUUUUUUAACCAUAAUCUUUUCUUAAAAUAUAGAUAUGUAAUGUACUUUUAAUUAAAUUAAAUAUUUUUAAAAAUAAAACUAAGUCCAAAUUUUGUAUAACUGAAUGACGCGUUCCAAAGUUAUUCGAUCCUAAACAUUUAUAUUUUUUUACAAUUGUCCGAGAUCUCCAACCUUAGAUGGCUAUAAACUAUAUACGAUAUGGGUUUGGUUAAUUCGUCCUAUAAUGAGCAUUUAAAAGUAGAAAACUUGAUUUGAAUUUUAACAUAAUCAAGCGAGUGAAAAAUUUAAAACUUCAAUUUUGGUUUGAUAUAUUUUCAUAUUACCCUAUGAUAACAAAAUAUGAUAUCAUAAUCGCCCCCAUAAGGUAAAAUCGUUUUUCUAUCAUAUCGUACUCUGGUUUAUUAUGAAAGCGCUAUUGCUUUUUCCACAAUUUACCGAAAUUUUAAAUACAUUUUUAGAACUUCCAUUAGCACAAAUAUUAAUUAAAAUGCUAAUUAUAUACAUAUGUCUCUAAAGUUGUAUAUUUUUUAAUAAAAAAAUUAAGAAUAAACUCAAUUCGCAAAAGUAUUGAAGGUAUUCACGUCACUGUUUUUUACAAUAUUUUACAAAUAUUUCAUUCAGUUGCUUGAUGUUGUUGCCGAUAAUUUAUUUAAUUUAUACAUGCACAAAAUUAAAUGCCUCUAUGUAUUUUCCUACCAAGGGUUAUAAUUAUUGUUUUAAGUCCAUUAAAGUAUAAACAUCCCAAAUAUGUAUAUGCCAAUUAUUUUUUAAGCUCGAUAAAAAAAAACUUUGUUACAAAAUAUAUAAACAUGCAUUAGUUAUGUAUAUUAUUUUCCUAUUAUGCCAACGAUUACAAAAUAUUCCAAAUCAAGUCAUAGUCUUCGCAAAAAGUCUUCACAAACAUGCGUAUAUUAAGAAAUUUUACAGAAAAAAAGUUAAGUAAAAAAAAAUACAUAAUAUUUAUACUUUGGAAUUGUAACUAAAAUUUAAAAAGUUACUAAAAAAACAAAUAAUAGACAUAAAUUUAAUUAACAAAUUAUUAAGAAAACCACAGUUUAAUCAAAAAGUUUCUAUUCCUAACUCAAGAAAAAUUGUCAACAACAAAAUAUAAUCCAAUCAAUAAUUAAGUAUCAAAAUAUUGAAAAAUAUAAUCGAAAGUUGUGAAAUUCGUAUUGAAGAAAUAAAUCUAAAUCAAAAAAAGUCUUUAAAAACGAAAAUAUUAUAACACCACAAUUUUUUAUAUAAAAAUUUAAGUAGUUUACAUAAAAAUUAUAUAUAGAAUUAAAAAUCGAAAUAUUGUGCAAUGCAGGCAUUACUUUAUAAUCAUAAAACUCAUGUUAAAAUAGUUUAAACAAAAUUUUGUAUUAUUCGUACAUGAAUUUAAAAUUAUGUAUUGCUAAUAAAAAUAAAAACUAACGAACUUUUUUUUAUAUAUUUUAUUUUAGUAGAAGAAAACCAAACAAAAAAAUGUAAAUUUUUUUUAUACCAUAAUAUUAAUUUGUUUCUUUAUAACUAUUUUAGAUUUGAUAAAAUACAUACAUAUGAAAAUACCCUAUGUUAAACAUUUUAUUUAAAAACUUACAUUCUAAUAUCCAAUAUAUAUUGAUAUCCCACUAGUCAGUCAAAUAUAUUUGAAAAAUUAAGUGAAAAAUAACAACACAAAAAAAUGCAUAAUUCCAAAUAUCAUAGUUUUUACUUUUAAUUGCAAUAAAAAAAUAUUACCUUAAAUAAUUUUAAACAAUGAAAUUCACAUAUAUUAAACCUAUAGUAAUAUGCAUAUUAAUAUAUACAUAUAUAAAUAAAUUAAAAUGAAAAGUGUUCAUAA
Messenger RNA from Calliphora vicina (urban bluebottle blowfly), 4201 nucleotides. RefSeq lists its product as uncharacterized. Bases 1 to 879 code for a protein of 292 amino acids. The transcript has a single exon. The record is from RefSeq and is a predicted model, not a curated record. Lineage: Eukaryota; Metazoa; Arthropoda; Insecta; Diptera; Calliphoridae.